AUGGGCUUUGCCAAAUUCUUCCGUCACAAAGAACGCUUCCGGGGAUCGGCCCAGAAGGUCUCCGGCGCUGGGCUGAAAGAGUCGCUGAAAAGGCAGUUCAAAGAUUUUAAGAAUGCAGUCGCGAAAAUUAUACACAAGUAUCUUUCCCCUUCCCAUUCUACUUCUCGUCGUAGUCCAUCUCCCGGGUCAUUUGGAAUCGCCACCGCGUCCGAUCCCUCUGUAGCGCCGAGCGAUCCACGCCGUUGGCCUGUGUCAAACCCGGAUCCUCCUAGCUCUGAUUCCUUUGAAUCUGAUACUCCUGACCCUGACCAAGAGCCCGAACCUGAACAGGGGCCUGUAUCUGAACAUAGCCUUGAAUUUGAACAAGAGCCUGUGCCUAAACAAGGAGCUGAGCCUGAGCAUGAACUUGAAUAUGGACCUGAACCUGUGCCUGGGCAUGAGCCCGAGACCGAACCUGAUCCAGAGCCUGGACUGUCUUGCUCGUGGAUUGAAGACCACGUCCGGAAUAGGGAGUCACGUCCGCUUUCCGAUUCGAGCUUGGAUGUCUUCAAGCACAUGAUAGAAACAGGAUAUGUUGCGCAGGCUAGGAGGCUAGAUCCCAAAGCAUGGGAUGAAUAUAUGGACAUGGGGCUCAAGAUCAUUUAG
Messenger RNA from Aspergillus melleus, 645 nucleotides. RefSeq lists its product as uncharacterized. The transcript has a single exon. NCBI's taxonomy places the organism in Eukaryota, Fungi, Ascomycota, Eurotiomycetes, Eurotiales, Aspergillaceae. The coding region runs from base 1 to 645 and encodes 214 amino acids. The record is from RefSeq and is a predicted model, not a curated record.